GAUCACAUGGGGCUGGGGGUCGUCCCGGCCCCCCGAUCAGCCCCGUCUCCACAGGCCCGGCGAUGCUCCUCCUGCUCCUCGCCGCCCUCCUGGGCGCUGGGCUGCUCCUGCUGCUCUGGGCCCGCGGGGGGCCUGGCAGGGCAGCAGGAUGGAGCCAUCGUUGGAGGCUCCUGCUGGGGCACAGCCUGGUGCUCGGGGGCCUGGGCUGGGCUAUGAGCCAGCAGCGCCGGCGCCUGGAGAACCAGACCAAGGACGUGUGGCAGAGCCAGGAGCGGUGCCUGCUGCGGCUGCUGAAGGAAGCUGGGGACGUGGAGCCAGACUCUAACACCUUCCGGGAGCAUCAUCCCUUGAAACCAGGCAGGCUUGAUAAGGAUGGGAGCCGCCAGCCCACCCUGCGCCCUGCCAGCCUGCCCGGCCCAUGGACUCUGCUCCAGAGCUGCUGGGCCUUGGAUGCCCCACUGCAGGGGACCAUGUUGUACCUAGACAUCCUCAGCAAAGCAUACCCAGACGCACUGACCCCGCAGGCCACUGCCGCCUUCUCCUGGGCCCCAGGCUGCCCAUGCCCUGCCACAGCCUGCCCCCUGCCCACGCUGUACUGUACCCCAGCAGGGAUGGGUGGGGAUGCUGUGCCCUCACGCAGCUCAGCCCUGUAUGUGCAGCUGCUGUUUGCCCUGCAGGAGCGGGCAUUGCGAGUACUAAAGGCUGGAUUGGCCUCAGAGCUCCAUGAUGCCUUGGCCAUCCUGCGCACCAACUGGGAGGGUCUGGCACAGGACCUAGCCUCAGGAUGGCUGAGCCCACAGCUGAAACUACCUGAGGGGACUCGGUACCAGCUGGACAGCCUCCUGUCUCCCAACCCAGUGCGGGCGGCAGAGCUGAGGGCUGAGUGCUCUAGGGGUUUUGACGGCAUUGCCCAGCGCCUGUGGCCGCAGCUGCAGGCAGUGGUGGUGGGGGAGUCUGGCAGUGAGCAGCUCUAUGGAGACACCCUGCGGGAGCAGGACUGCAAGGGCAUCCCCUUCUACUCCCCCUUCUAUGUGGCAGCAGGAGCUCUGCUUGGAGUGAACCUGUGGCCAGAGGAAUCUGAUUGCCGCUACCUGCUGUGCCCGGGCUGGGCAUUCUGUGAGUUCCUCCCAGCAGGGGCUCACAGGGAGGAACCACUGGAGACAGUGCUGCUGGGGGACGUAUGGGAAGGCCAGGAGUAUGAGCUGGUGCUCAGCGCCCACCCUGGGCAGUACAGGUGCUGUGUUGGGGAGGUGCUGAAGGUGACUGGAUUCUAUCACCAGUGUCCUGUGGUGGAACCUGUGCGCAGGCUGAGCCAGACCCUGAGCGUGCGGGGAGAGAGCAUCCCUGAGGAGCACUUCUGCCACACCCUGCGCCGUGCUGUGGGGAUGUGGCCAGGAGCUAAACUGGUCGACUACAUCUGUGCGGAGAGCAGCCUGCUGGGUGCCACCUCUGGGACCUCUGCCCCCCAUUACCAGGUGUUCAUGGAGCUCCGUGGCCUGCGGGAUCUGACAGAGGGACAGCGCUAUAAGCUGGACCAGUGUCUCCAGGAGGAUUUCCCCAUCUACAAAUCCUUCCGCUUCAAGGGCAGCAUUGGGCCACUGCGCCUGCAUCUGGUGGCUGCUGGGGCCUUUGCAGAGCUGCGGGGAGUCAUGGGUGCCCCAGCCCCCAUGGCCAGAGUCCUGCGGGAGAGGCACCUGCUUGACUUCAUCCAGAGCAGAAUCAUCUCCUGAGGCAGCUGCUGAGGAGCCCAGCCAUUCUUGGGCACCUUGCCAUAGCUUUCCUAUCACCCGUGCUCGCUUGCCACUGCAGUGGUGCAGAGGAAGGAACACUGGUGUGGGGCCUAGGCAAGGGCUGUGUUCCAGAGUGAGGAGGGCAGGAGGCUGCAGUGUCUAGAAUAGGAGAGGUGGGUGCUGUUUCUCCCCAUGCUGCUGCUGAGAGGGGUGUAUGGGGCCAGGGAACUAUGGUGUCUCCAGCAGGUUAGCUUUUGCACCACAAAGCCUGAGUGGGUGAACAGGCAGCCCCUGCCUGCAGCACAAGUGUGUUGGGGGUGGUGCAGUCAGGUACAGUGGAGGCGUGGCCGGAUCUGGCCCCUUGAGUGAGCUCUGCCCAGAAGCACCAGCCUGCCCAGCUUGGGCACUGCCAAGUACAAGUGUCUCAAGGUCCAGCUUGGACACUGAAGCUUGGUGAGGCAGCUCUGCUAGCUAUGGAUGGCAUCUGUCCAGCUCACCCACUAGGGGGCACCAGCAGCCAGUUCAGCUUCUCCGGUUCUUAGCACUGAGCUGGGUUAUCUCAGGAGAGGCUGCUCUUCCCUGGAGUCAGCCCCUCUCCAGACAUUUCACAUUUGGGGGAACUGAGGCAUGUGGCUAAGGGCUUUGCCUGUGGUUGGUCAGGGAGCCUGAGGCAGAGUCAGGAUCUGACCUCAGCUUUCCCUCUGCCCAGCCUAGAGCCUGACCCCUCCCUCUCUCUGGCUGGCUGGGCUGGGCUGGCUGUGGGGGAGCUGCUGCCUGGAAAGGGAUUAGGGCUGAGGAAGAGAGAGCUGCUCUGGUCCUGCUGGGCUCUGCUCUCCCUCUCUCUGGUUUUGUACUUUAAUACUGCUGAACUGUUUCCCCCCCCCCCAAUGUUUUGCUUGUGCCUUUUGCUCAGUCCUGCUCUUGUAGCCCUUGAGUGCAGCACCCCAGGGGCAAGGUACAGUUGCUGCAGAAGAGUGACCAGCAGGGAGGUGAGAUAGUAGUCAAGCCUUUGGACUAGCCCUCCUCAUUUAGGAGAAAAGUACCCAUUGGCUUCAUUGUCUUCACAGUCCAGACAGGCCCUUGGCUUUGUAUACAUAGGCCCAACAGCUCUCUGCCCAGAGAACACACUUGAUCUUCGUGGCUUGGAGAAGCUGAUGCCACGGUGUGUGCAGGGCAGCAGUGGGUGGCACUUCUACUUCCAGCAUAUCUUCUCUGCUAUGGGGGGCCCUAUGCUCUGCUGGGAACCUUGGCCACAAGGCCAGCUCUGCGUAGGGGCAGCUAGCCCAACUUCCUUUGGGAUCUGAACUGGUCUUUGAAGCAUGGGGGCUGGAGGUUUCAGGGCUGUGGGUACCAGCUGCUGUGUGCCUUGCCCAUAAGCCCUGCUCCAGCAGGGGCUGCUUUUAACGUUGAAAAAAUAGAAGCACAAUAAAGAUGGAUUAUGUCUGACAACAUCACUGCGUGCAGGGUCAUGCUCCCUGA
Molecule: messenger RNA, 3209 nt
Organism: Gavialis gangeticus (Gharial)
Lineage: Eukaryota; Metazoa; Chordata; Crocodylia; Gavialidae
Gene: GHDC
Product: GH3 domain containing
Exons: 8
Coding region: 63-1730 (555 amino acids)
Cellular component (GO): cytoplasm
Molecular function (GO): acid-amino acid ligase activity
Source: RefSeq, a predicted model, not a curated record